AUGAGGGUGUCAGCUAAAGUGAAAGUGAGAGGUACAUCUAAGCGCAUAUUUCGUAACUCAUCUCGCAAUUCAAAAGACUCUUUGCCACCGAUAAACGACGUUGCACAAAUGGAAAGGCAAUCAUUUAGCCUUCACUCAAACGUAGUGAUAGAGGGCAAAUGUAUGGAUGCCGUUUGGCUUUGUUCAUAUCAAGUAACAACGUUGUUGCGGCGCGUGAACUGA
Molecule: messenger RNA, 222 nt
Organism: Plasmopara halstedii
Lineage: Eukaryota; Oomycota; Peronosporomycetes; Peronosporales; Peronosporaceae
Exons: 4
Coding region: 1-222 (73 amino acids)
Source: RefSeq, a predicted model, not a curated record